AAAACACUUCUGCCUUGAGAGCGGCUUUUUCAAGGGAGCUCAGAGUGUUGCCUCUCCUCCUCCCGGAGCGGAAAGAGUUACGAGGAAGGAGUCGGAGGGGCCCAGAGGGGAAGAGCCAGUGACGUUCCCGUCCUCGCUCUCCAAUCAAGAUAUAAUCAACAGCCCCGGUUCAAGCAGCAGAAGGAAGCGAGGGCUCCUCCAGCAGCCCUUCCUCUCUAAGCUCCUCGGGCUUUUGCUCCCCCACCUCGUGCAGCUUCCCCCUCCCCUUUCUCCCCCCUCCCACCCUUGGGGUGUCGAUUUCUCUUGGCCUGUGUCCCCCUGGAAACUGCCACCCUGAAGUUUCUGGCGGUGCUCCUGGCCGCAGGGAUGCUGGCUUUCCUUGGUGCAAUUAUUUGCAUCAUCGCGAGCGUCCACCCUGCGGUCAGCAACAGUGGAGCUCUCCAAGGUACUGACAAUGGCUCCAACGCCGCGGCGGCAGCCUUGCUGCCUGCCUCCGGCUCCGACAAGACCCUGGGAGCUCUCCAUGGUGCUGGAGAGAGCACCUACGGCGGCUUCUCGGCAGGCCCCCAGGACUCUUUGCUGGACCUGCUGGCCAGUGCCCGGCCCCAGCAGCACCAGCAGCUCUUCAGCCGCUUCCUGUGCACCCCGCUGACCGUCGAGUGCCCAUCGGAAGGAAGCCCGCAGGGGGACAGCCCCGGGGCGGCGGCCAGCGAAGAGCUUUUCUUCCUGCAAAGCACGGCUGAGCAGCUCAGGCAGACGGCGCAGCAACAGAAAGACCAGAUCCUCGUUGACCAGGAGACCAUUCGGGAGCUGACCACCAAGCUGAGCAAGUGCGAGAACGGGCUGGAACUUACUUUCCAGGAUAGCCCCUCGGUCUGGGGCAUCCCCAGGCAAGACACUAUGGGCGAUCUGCCCUGGGACUCCCCAACCAUGAUCCAGGAGCUAGAGGAGGCUGUCAGAACGCUGAAAGACAGGAUCGAGAAGAUAGAGCAGGAUAUCCCGGCCCGAAUGAAUGCUUCUUCCACUUCUGCCCCAGUGCCAACUGAAGAUACAAUCCACACCAAAAUGGAGGCACUGGAGGAACAGAUACUCUCCAAGAUUUUGACUCUGGAAAAAGAACACUCAUCUAUCACCAGCAGUAAUGACCACCAGCAGCAAGAUGUGGAGAAGGAGUUAGAUGCUCUUCAAAGCCGGGUUUCAGAGCUUGAACACGAAACAACAGCCUCCAAACCUCCAGAUGCCUUCAAAGUCACCAUCCCCGUACGGAACAACUAUAUGUACGCCCGGAUGAAGAAGAGCCUGCCAGAGCUUUAUGCCUUCACGGUCUGCAUGUGGCUCAAAUCCAAGGGCCCAACAGGGGUGGGCACCCCUUUCUCCUACUCAGUCCCUGGACAAGCCAACGAGCUCGUCUUGUUGGAGUGGGGGAUGAAUCCCAUGGAGCUGAUAAUAAAUGACAAGGUGGCUCAGCUGCCCAUGAAUCUAAAAGCUGGGAUGUGGCACCACAUCUGCAUUACCUGGAUCACUCGUGACGGCAUAUGGGCAGCAUAUCUUGAUGGUGAGGAGCGUGGGGCCAGUGAGAACCUGGCAUCCUGGCAUCCUGUCAAACCUCAUGGGGUGAUAAUCCUGGGCCAGGAACAGGAUGCAUUGGGUGGAAGGUUUGAUGCCACUCAGGCCUUUGUGGGUGAAAUUUCUCAGUUCAAUAUGUGGGAUCAUGUCCUGACGCCAGCGGAGAUCAUUGGCUUGGCCAACUGCACCAGCCACCUGCAAGGCAACAUAAUCCAGUGGGAUGAAAAACUGGUAGAGGUCCAUGGAGGGGCAGCCAAGUGGAGCUUUGAGAUCUGUGAGGAGAGGAUGAAGGCAUGAGAUGUCCCCAUCAAAAGAAAGAAGCAUGAAAGUGGCUUGCCCUUCCUUCAUCCCACCUAAGGAACAAGGCAGCAAGGGGUUAUUUUCCCCAUACAGAAACAUCGUGGAGCCUGGAUUGGUCUGGGGAGAGCUGUGUGAGUGAGUGUGUGCAUGUGUGCAAGGGACCAUGAAAACUUCUGAACUUAAAGAAAUUGUGACACUGUGUUUUUAAUUGUUCCAGUAAAUCUUGUUCUGAUUCAUACCGUGAGUGGCAAGCAAGGCCCUCCACCAAGAAGGCUAAGGUUAUUGGAUAGCCAUAUCUGAACAACAGUGUGAUCAAGGCCAGGAGUUAAGGUUGUGGAUGACAGGCUGUUGGUGGAUCUGGUAUCACCAAUGUUUCCCUUCUUUCUCAUUUGCCUAUACCUUCAAGUGGUGUGGUAUGGACACAGAGUGGUAUUGUGAAGGGUUCAGAGUCUUCACGGUGAUGGCAUUUUCCCAUGGAAAGCCAUUGAUAGUUCAGGAAUACAAAAGCCAAUAUUCCUCUAGUUCUGCAUGCUUCUACCAAGAAUCUCCCACUGACUUAUUUGCCUUCUAGCCUCUGUUUUAUAGCCUUCACUGAUAAAGUAGCCCCUCAUCUGUAGGCUGUGAUGCUAAAGGACUUCUUAAUUACACAAAGGCCUACAUUUUAGAUUUAGAUUAUCUUUCAUCUUACAAUGACUGACAUACUGCACAAUGUUAUGUGCGCAUUGCAGCCUGACGUUCGUGAAGUUGUGCAAAUGGGCUCAGGCUCAAGCACACAAAUUGUACAAAUGCAGUUGGGGGACAGUAUGGCUUUUAUUUCCUGUUGCACUUAUUUUCUGUUGCACAACUCUGCACAAUUUUUGCACUUGUACAAGAACGCAUUUGUGCAACUGCCUGAGUGUUACAUUGCAACACGCACAUAACGUUGCACAGUAUGUCAGCCGGAGAUCCAACAUUCCAUCCCAAAUGUAACUUCACUGAUGAGAUAUCUGAAUUGCUGUGCAGUCCCAACAUUCAGUUUAUAUAAACAAGGCAUAAGGUUCCGAUUUCCUUUGUCACUGUUUUAGGACUUCAUUCCUUUAUAACAUAUUAUAGCUUUUAAAGAGGAAGAAUAUAAGUAGCAAGCAUAAAUUCCUGAUAUUUCUGCUCAGCCCCCUUUUCUAAACCAUAGUUCUUCUUUCCACAGAGUUGAUUCACACAUGCAUAUUCCUUUUACUUGGUAUCUUAUUACUUGAUUACAGUGAUGACUCACAGCUGAACAUGUGAACGGCUUUGAUUCAAAAGCACUAUAUCUGAAGUGGUUUCUCUUGGUGGUUUUUGAUGACCCAUGAUGCCAUUUCACACAUGCAAAUCACCACUUUGUGCAGCAGUCAUCAAAUGAUGAAUCAGCCCUAACUUUACAGGGUGAUACUAUCAACACUAAACUCAUAGGAUCUGAUUCACUCUCUUGCUGCUUACUCCUGGCAGAUUACUCCCAGUGGUUACAAAUAUGCUAAGAAAUGAUAACAGGAAUUGCACCAGUUGAUACUUUUUACUAGAUGCUCAGUUCCAUCCAACUCUGCAAACUCCAGGUGACCACAGACAGCUGUGACAGACUACUUAAUUUUCCCCUGAUAGGUGUUUGCUCUGUAUUUCCCUCUACUUUAAGAUCCUGGCCCACAACUUUACACCUUUACACCACAACUUUACACCUGAAUUCACAGCAAUCCUGCUUCUGGCUGACACUGUGCAAAGCUCUCUGUGUGUUUUAAUGGAAUAUCCACACAGUCGUGCAAGAGUAAGCUUGUGCAAAAUGUAAAAAUGGCACAAACACAGUUGCACAAUGGGCAGAUGGGAAUAACAGCCAUCCAUCUUGCAAUUGUGUUUGUGCCUCCUUUUUUUUUUUUUUUUGCAUUUUGUGCAUGAGCACUCUUGCACAACUUCACACAUGUUCUGUUAGAACACACACUGAACUUGGUGCAGUAUGAUGGCCAAUAUUCCCUAAAGGAAGUCAAACCAUAAAAAUGCUAGUCAUCCAACGAACAUGCUUUGCCACAUUUCUCCUUUGGAUUUUUUUCUUUAAGGCAUGGAUUAUCUUCUGUUUAUGGUACAUUAACUGAAAGUAGCAGAAAUGGGAAGAGAGUAGCAGAAAAGCUAUAACGCUACUGACCUGUUGCUUUGUUCCUGUUAAUCUCCUUUUCUGUUGUUGUUGCCAGUAACAACAGCAGAUGCUACCUGUGGCUUUUCACCACAAUAAUAAAGGUGUGAAGAAAAUCACAUAAUGGCUGCAUAUUGUGUAUAAGAUGCAUUAAAUAUAACAACAGCCCUGUUGGAUUGGGCCCAAGGCCAAUCCAGUCCAGUAUCCCAUUUCUCAGAUGCCUCUGAAAAGCCCACAGGCAAGAGCUGAGGAUGUUCCCUCUCUCUUACUGUUGCUCCCCUACAACUGGUAUUCAGAGGCAUCUUGCCUCUGAGGUUGGAAGUGGCCUAUAGCCACCAGACUAGUAGCCAUUGAUAUACUUGCCCUCCAUGAAUUUGUCUAAGCCCCUUUUAAAGCUAUCCAAGCUGGUGGCCAUCACCACUUCCCAUGGCAGAGAAUUCCAUAGAUUGCUUACGCAAUGUGUGAAGAAGUACUUCAGUUUCUUGGUCCUAAAAUUCUCGGCCUUCCAUUUAAUGGGAUGACCCCUGGUUCUAGUGUUGUGAGAGAGGGAGAAAAAUUUCUCUCUAUCCACUGUUUCUACUUCAUGCUUAAUUGUAUGCACCUCUAUCAUGUCUCCUUGUAGUCACCUCUUUUUCAAACUAAAAAGCCCCAGAUGCUGUAGCCUUGCCUUAUAAGGAAGGUGCUCCAGGCCCCGGGUUAUCUUGGUUGCCCUCUUCUGCACCUUUCCCAGUUCUGCAAUUUCCUUCUUCAGAUACAGUGACCAGAACUGCACUCAGUACUCUAAAUGUGGUGGCACCAUAGAUUAUAAUAUUAGCAUUUUUAUUUUAAAUCCCCUUCCUAAUUAUCUCUAGCAUGGAAUUUGCCUUUUUCACUGCUGCCGCACACUUAGUUGGCAAUUUCAACGAGCUGUCCACCACAACCCCAAGAUCUCUCUCUUGGUCAGUCACUGACAGCUCAAAUAUUCCUGCCAUAGGCAAAGGCUUACCAAAUGUUAGAUGUCUGAGCAAGGACUGGUUCCAUGCAUCCAGAUGUACAAGAAAUCCAACCUCUGCCCCCAUUUAACUCUGGUUUCCCGUUACGAGCAAAUGCAGCGAUAGCUUUUUUAUUGGGGGUGCUGACUAACAUGAUGUGUAGUUCUUAAGGACACAGAACGCCUUUUUUCCUUUUUGGCAACUAGCCUGAAAAUGGGGACAGGGCAUGGGAACAGUCUGACCAUGCCUAUUUUGACAUCUCUAGCAUUAAGCUAUCAUAGAUACAGAAUCCCCAUUAGGGCGGCCAUACCCUUUUUAGCCCCUCUGACCCCAGGACUUGUUUGCUGGCUGAGUCUGUGGUGACUCAUUCACACUUCACAGGAACCACAUGAAUGUACUUCAACAAAUCACUGAGACUGUUUGAAUAUGAAAGAAAAUGCUGUGUGUGAGGCAGUCCUUACUGGGCCAGGUUUUGAGACAGAAAUGGAUGCCACCACACUCACAAAGAUCUCUAGAUAUCCACCCAUUUUUUCUUAUUUCGGUCCUCAACCAUUGUUCAUUCUCAUUGUGCCACAUCUUGGGAGGAGGAGAGCUCUCGGGCAUUCUUAGAGCAGCUGAUGAGAGAAUCUUCAGCGAUCUUGUCACAGAAAUGGAACGUUGAAGUUGGGGGAGCUCGCAGUUACAGUGGGCAGAGUUGCUUUUCUGACAGCCUCCUUAGCUGCUGUUCCUUGAAGGCUACAAAGGGGUGGCAAGAAUAAACAUUUUAGUAUAUGCGCUGCCGAAACGAGCACAAGGGUAGCAAUUUGGCUCAAGUUAGGGAGAACUGGGGGCAGGACCUGCCCUGGGCUUUUUUCGACCCUAGGCAAAGCAUGACUUUGGCUUCCCAUGCCCCACAUUCAGUUAAAAUUAUAUUCUGUACAUUACAGAAUAUAAUUUUAACUGAUUGUUGGGGCGGGGGGGGGGGGAUCAAAGUAACUUGCCAUUGGCUGGGGCAGGGGGACCGGAGAGGAAAGCAGAUUUAUACCUUUAAAACCCUAUAAGACCACUGCUGCCUGCCAUCCUGCACCACUGCCCAGCUCUGCAUGGAGUCUGCCUCUGCCAUGCCCCCCAUUGGGGUCCUAGAUGACCACCUAGGUCCGCCUAGUUGAUGAGCUGACCCUGCCAGGAGGUGGAGCUUGUGGGUUCACUAAGGCCCCCUACCUUUCUCGCCAUAGUUCAAGGGGUGGGGCUGCUGCUCAGUGGUAGAGCAUCUGCUCUGUUUUCAGUAGGUCCCGGGUUCAAUUCCUGGCAUCUGCUGGUAGGACUGGGAAAUAUUCCUGCUUGAAACCUUGGACAGCUGCUGCCAGUCCGUGUACACAGGACUGAGCUAGUAGGAGCAAUAGUCUGAUUCAGUAUAAGGCAGCUUCCUAUGUUCCAAGCACUGUGGUCAGCUGCUGAGCCUGGUCAAGAUUUGGGGUGGGCUGGGAUGGUUUGUAUGCCUUCUGAGUGCCUGAUAUCACAAUGGUGUUGAAACCUGUGAAUCCACUGAUAACAACAUAUGAGAGUUCUUCCUCUUUGGGAACCUUAUGAUUGCUUGCGUCGUACUUUGUUGCCUCCCCCACCUUAAACUUUCCAUUUGCCAUGGUAAUACAAAAUGUUGUAUAUAUAUUUCUCUUUUUCUGAACAAAGGGGUGAGGGAAGGCAGAGCAGACAAAGUUAUUUCAGAGCAUACUAAUGACAAACGUUCCGUUCCUUCUCUAAGGAUUGCUUUUCACAUUGCACUUCUAAUGGGCACAUAUUAAAGAUCUAGCAAGGCUGCUCAGCUUUGGCCCUCCUGCAGAUGUUGGCCUACAACUCCCACAAUCCCUGGCUAUUGGCCACUGUGGCUGGGGAUUAUGGGAGUUGUAGUCCAAAAACAGCUGGGGGUGGGGCUAAGUUGAGCAGGCCUGAGAGAGUGGACUCAUGGGCAUCCACAGGACUUUUUUCCAGGGGGGCAAGACAAAGGCUGCAAUCCUACACCCACAAUACCCACUAAUCUGGGAGUAAGCCCCAUUGAAUUCAGUGGGACUGGCUCAAUGCAAAGGGGGCAACUUUCUUCUUUACCCCCCUCCAGACAUCCAUGCAUGUACCCACUUGAGGUGCAUAGAUGGGGCUGGGGCUGUAGCUCAGUGGUAUUGCGUCUGCUUGGCAUGCUGAAGGUCCCAGGUUCAGUCCCUGGCAUUGCCAGGGAGGACUGGGAGGGACUCCUGCCUGAAACCUUGGAGAGCCAUGUCAGGCAGAGUAGUCCAUUCUGAGCUAGAUGGACCAAUGGUCUGACCCAAUAUAAGGCAGUUCCCCAUGUUCCUAUAUAAUUCUUCCACCAAGACCUCUUUAGUAUGCAAAAAUAAAAUACCAGAUCUUACAAGUUAAAACAAAACUGGUUUCAAUGUAAAAACGCAUUAGUCAUUUGAUUACCAAACCAAGAUACACAGCAGUGCUUAAAUUCCUUUCUCUCAAGAUAAGCAGUAGGCAGGGAAGAAAGGGAGCAAUAUCACAGCUGCAGCAAAUGAGCAAUUACCAAUUAAGGCAAGGAAGACAAGAGGGAGGAUCACAUACAAGCUGCAAGGUAUGCAUUAAAUAAGGCAUCCCCAAACUGCAGCCCUCCAGAUGUUGCUGAACUACAACUCCCAGCAUCCAUAAACACAAUUUUUUGUGGCUGGGUAUGCUGGAAGUUGUAGUUCAGCAACAUCUGGAGGGCCGCAGUUUGGGGAUGCCUGCGUUAAAUACAUACAAGUAUCAAUCAAUCAUCUUGAUUCAGUCCAUUGACCAGCAAACAUACAAGUAUGUAUUUAGCUUGUAACAUCUGGUAUUUUAUUUUUGUGUAAUAAAGAAGUCUUGAUGGCAGAAUUGCUUUGAGCCAAUAUGCGCAUAGGAUCACCAACUUAUCAACAUGUCCCUAUAUAACCAUUUAUUUCAGCAUCAUGGAGAGCCAUAAUUGGCCCUGCUCUCCACAGGGCAUUUUCAUAGUAUAUAUGCGAUAACAUAAACACAUGUAUCCACUGCACAGGUUACAAGAGUCUCGGUUAUGUAUAUGUCUAUCUUGAAGAUGUACCUGCUAAAAGUGUAACAUGUGAAGCAGUCCUCAAAUUGUCUUGUUGCCAAGGGGACCCAUACUCCUCACAGAGAGAGGAGGGUACAAAAGAGUGGGUAAGGGGAUGGGCAAAAUCAUGUUCAAGCUACAAAACACUGUGAUCUCACCGAGCCUGAGGGGAACAAAUACACCACUUUGAGCCACUUUCUCACUCUCCUCCUCUCUCCUCCGCCUUCUUUUGUACAGCUGUUAAGCAGGAUUUGACAUGUGUGCGCACAUGUGUGUGUCAUAUGUAUUUUUUUGUAUAUUUGACUGUUAACAAUAAACUUGGUGUUUAUAUUUGA
Messenger RNA from Hemicordylus capensis (graceful crag lizard), 8364 nucleotides. RefSeq names its product neuronal pentraxin receptor (gene NPTXR). The coding region runs from base 367 to 1863 and encodes 498 amino acids. Lineage: Eukaryota; Metazoa; Chordata; Lepidosauria; Squamata; Cordylidae. The transcript has 5 exons. The record is from RefSeq and is a predicted model, not a curated record.